Molecule: messenger RNA, 2706 nt
Organism: Pelagomonas calceolata
Lineage: Eukaryota; Pelagophyceae; Pelagomonadales; Pelagomonadaceae
Source: the annotation of a GenBank genome assembly
GCCUCGCGGAGGCCGUUUUCGCGCAUUGAUUGCAGUGGCUUGCUGCGUAAACGAGUUGGUAGUGACGCUACCGUGCUGCGCUACUGGCACGCAACUGCUUUUUGCAACAAGCAAGCGCCAUCGUUGCGUACAACUAGCAUCCAAGACAAGGCAGCCGUGUCACACCCACGCAAUCGCGCGAGCAGCUCGCAAUACAGUUCUGGAUUAGCAGCAGCAGUGCAAGCGAUGCCGACGCGCCAGCAAAGCGCGCUCGGCCGCCUGAUGCUAGCAGGCCUCGCCGUCCUGACGAUCGUCGCGGGCUGGGCGAGGUAUACCAAUGCGAAACGAAAAGCAACCACCACGAGGAUCCCGCCCUUUUCCACGUUACCAGCCCACUUCGCCCCACCAGAAAAAACGAGGUGGGGCCGCGGUUCGAGAGCGCCGUACCCGACGGGCGCCUACUGGCUCAACGCCGCGCUCGGGGACGUGCCCGUGCCGGCCACACCGUAUCAAGUCGCAAUUACCCCAAAGGGCGCGCAGCUCUCCUACGGGUUUAAGCGACGGCGGGCAACAUCUGAAGCGCAGCUCGACCCGUUCGGGGUCGACUGGUUCCUGCAGCCCGUUUCAGAUGGUGGGGACGCGGCGACGGUCGCUUCUGAGGCCGCAUCGAGGGUCAAGAAAGUCGAGGCCGAGGCGGGCGGUUUUUUCGUGGCUUCUGGGGAUGCGUUGUACGGCUACUCGAAUCGAACGCAGAACGCGACUCUAGAAAGGCGGUCCGCUCUUGGUGCUACUGCGGACUACGGUGGCGUUGGUGUGGUAUUAUGCAAGGGCUCUCCCCUGGUAGCGGUCGAGCUCGACAAAGGUAAAAGUGUGGUACUAGCGCCGGGCGGCGCGGGCGGCGGUCAAGCCGGCCGCAUCACGAGUGUCGAGAUGAAGGACGAUAUCCGACUCGUCACGCUCAAGGACUCGUCACAGUGGGUCUUGGUGUCGCUCGGCUGCGACGUCUCAUUAUCGUCAAAGGGCGAGGCCUUCGGCGUCACCGCAUCUUCGAGUGCUUGUGUCGUGCGUAUUGGGAUCGCCCCUUCAUCAAAGGAGGACUGGUCCAUGUUACGGAAAGCCGCAACGACGUAUAGUGUCGGCGGCGCGCCGGCUUUUGAUUUGAACGGCCCGGACCCGGGCACGUACCACUUGAGGUGGGACAAGCGAGGCGACGGUGACUUGUACAUGCUCGCGGCGCCGCACCACGUCUCUACAUUAGUAGAUUCAUCUGUGGACGAAGGGCGGAGCUACUUAACGGGAGCCAAGGGCACGAUGCAUUGGUUCAAGGGUGAUGGAUGGAAAUUACGAGAAGCCCUACCGGACGUGUCGCUAGCUUCGGCGUCGUUCCGGGACGGACGCGUCGAUCGAGACACGCUGACAACCAUCAAGCAGCAGUGCGAGAGAGAUGUGAGAAGGCCGCACCGGACGAGAUCUUCUGGUAGAGGAGCCUACGGCGCGUUGUACUUCGAGGGCAAGGAACUUGGAAGACUAGCGAGACUAGCCCUGGUCUGCGCCGACGCGGGAAGUGACGAGGCCUCCCAAAAAGCGACAAAUGACCUCGCGACGCGUUUAUCAAGGUGGCUCGCGAGGGAUGAUGUCGUGGGGAGAGACAAGACCUGGGGCGGCACCGUCGCUCGAUCCGGAUAUCCUAUAAAUAGCACAGUAGGCGCGACGGGCGACUCCUUCGCGGACUUUGGCAAUGCCCUUUUCAGCGACCAUCAUUUUCAAUUUGGCUACUACGCCUAUGCUGCCGCUGUGGUCAAAGCAUUACACGUAGAUGGUGCACGCCUCAUCGACGAGUGGCGGCCGCGUUUGGACGCUUUGGUGCUUGAUUACGCGAACCCGCCGCGAGGCUAUCAAUCAUACGCUCGGGCGUUUCCGGAGCACGGGCGCCACAAGGACUGGUACGACGGCCACUCCUGGGCGACGGGUCUCGUAGCUUACCCGACCGGGAAAUCCCAAGAAAGUUCUUCGGAGGCGGCGCACGGCUACUUAGGUGCGGCCCUGUAUGGCGAAGCGAUCCACGACGCUUCCUUGGCGGCGUGGGGUCGACUGUGCCUGGCGACGGAAGUGAGGGGCGCGCAGACGUACUGGCGCAUGGACCCUUCUUCGGACGUGUAUGAUCCCGCCUUCGCCGUCAACCGGGUAGCGGGCGGCGUGGCCGGCGGCGCGGCGGUAGCGACGACGUGGUUCGGGAGCAACCCGGAGUACGUCCACGGCAUCAAUUGUUUGCCGGUACUUACCGGUUUGACGGAUUUGCUGAUUGACGGCGAGGACGCGUGUGCCGAGGCGCCGAUUUUGACCCAAGCUUUGGCGCGGAAACACAAGCCCGUGGAGCCCGCGUGGCGCGGCUUCGCCGUCGCCUCACUAGCCGCCGCGUCGCCCGACGAGGCCUGGGCCGAAGCCGUCGAACUCGACGAGGCCAAGUUCGACGACGGCGCGUCCAAAGCUAACUUACUGCACUGGGUCGCCGCCUCAAAGGCCAUGGGCCCGGCGCCGGCCUGCGGCGACGUCGAAGCGUCGAACGCGACGGAGCUGCCCUGGAACGCUUCUGACGUGGCCGACCAGACGUGCGACGGCAACCUGGCGUGUGCGGCUUUGGGCCUGAGCGGAUUCUGCUGCCCGCAGGCGGACGGCUACAUGUUCGGGUGCUGUCCCGUGCUCAAGUAGGUUUAUCUUAACUUCGUA